Anarrhichthys ocellatus (wolf-eel) is the source of this 3695-nucleotide messenger RNA. RefSeq names its product FERM domain containing kindlin 3b (gene fermt3b). Gene Ontology annotation, molecular function: integrin binding. The record is from RefSeq and is a predicted model, not a curated record. The transcript has 15 exons. The coding region runs from base 161 to 2098 and encodes 645 amino acids. Gene Ontology annotation, cellular component: cell-substrate junction. Lineage: Eukaryota; Metazoa; Chordata; Actinopteri; Perciformes; Anarhichadidae. Gene Ontology annotation, biological process: leukocyte cell-cell adhesion; regulation of cell-cell adhesion mediated by integrin; integrin activation.
CAGAAACAGCUACACAGACCACAACCUGCCCAGCCCGAGAGAGGAGAAACUUCUGCACAGUUUCAUAGAAAACCUGGGGAACUUCUUCAGAGAUCUGACAGAGGCACAGGGGUCCCCCCAGUUUCCAUCUCUCAAAACCUGAAGACCUUUUUUUCCCAGUAUGGCGGCGUGGGACCUUUCAGUCACAGUGGAGGACCUGGGGUCUGACGCGCCACCUGUCACCCUCAGCGUGGCCUCUGACCUCCACGUCGGAGGGGUCAUCCUGAAGCUGGUGGAAAAGACACAGAUACAGCGUGACUGGUCGGACCAUGCGAUAUGGUGGGAACAGAAGCAUCGGUGGCUGCUGCGAACAGCCUGGACUCUGGAUAAAUAUGGCAUCCAUGCAGACGCCCGGCUGGUCUUUAUGCACCAACACAAGCCCCUGAAGCUGGGUCUGCCCAACGGCACUACCCUGAGGCUCCAAGCCUGCUUCUCAAGCUCCGUCUUCCAGACCGUGAUGGGUGUCUGCAGAAUGCUCAAUAUCCGUCACCCCGAGGAGCUCUCGCUCCUUCGGCCUAUCGAGGAGAAAAAGAAGAAGAAAGAUAAAGACUCGGCUGAGGAGAUCUACGACCUGACCGAAGUGCCCCUUUCCUCGGCAUCUCGGCCCUGUCUGUAUAAUGGCAUGCCUGCUCAUUUUGCCGACUCACCUCAGAUGGAGGCCGUCUACAAGAUGCUGUCAGUCACCCAGCCUCCCCCCGCCCCCGAGAUCAUAGCCAAGCAGUACCGCGCGGCCAGUGUGGUGGACAAGGCACACAUCAACGGCAGGUGGUUGGACUCAUCCCGUUGUCUCAUGCAGCAGGGAAUCCAAGAAAAUGACAGAGUCUGGCUUCGCUUUAAAUACUUUUCCUUCUAUGAUAUAGAUCCCAAGUAUGAUGUUGUGCGUCUGGCCCAGCUGUAUGAGCAGGCUCGCUGGGCCAUCCUGCUAGAGGACAUCGACUGCACCGAGGAGGAGAUGAUGUUGUUUGGAGCUCUACAGUACCACAUCAGUAAGGUGACUCAGUCGGAGCCCCAGAUGCUGAGCUCCAGUGCAGCCAUGGACGACCUGGAGUCUGCCCUGCAGUCCCUGGAGGUCAAGAUGGAGGGAGAGAGCAGCUCCGCGUCCGAGAUGCUGGAAAACAUGACCGCACCGGAUCUCAACGACUACCUGAAGAUAUUCAGGCCAAAGAAGCUGACUCUAAAGGGAUAUAAGCAGUACUGGUUCAAGUUCCAGGAUACCUCCAUCUCUUAUUUCAAGAGCAAAGAGGAGAGCAUCGGAGAGCCCAUUCAACAGAUUAACCUCAAAGGAUGUGAGGUGGCUCCGGACGUCAACGUGACGGCACAGAAGUUCUUAAUCAGACUCCUGAUACCAGCGCCUGAGGGCAUGAAUGAGCUCUAUCUGCGCUGUGAAAACGAGCAGCAGUAUGCUCAGUGGAUGGCUGGAUGUCGACUGGCCUCCAAAGGCAAGACUCUGGCCGACAGCAGUUUCCAGAAUGAGAUCCAGAGCAUCCGCUCCUUCCUGGCGAUGCAAAAGACCAGCUCCGGUUCCCAUGGCAACGCACCUACCAACGAUGAAGGCAUCAACACUCACAGUCUGGUGUCGCCACGCUACCAUAAGAAGUACAAAGCCAAACAGCUGACCCCUCGUAUCCUGGACGCCUACCAGAACGUGGCUCAGCUCUCACUGACAGAUGCAGUGAUGCGCUUCCUGCAGAUCUGGCAAGCCCUGCCCGACUUUGGGCUCUCAUACGUGGUUGUCAGGUUUAAGGGCAGUCGAAAAGACGAGGUACUGGGCAUUGCUCCCAACCGUCUGAUCCGCAUCGACCUGGCCGUGGGUGACGUGGUUAAGACCUGGCGCUACAACAACAUGAAGCAGUGGAACGUCAACUGGGACAUACGACAGGUGGCCAUAGAGUUUGAAGGCAACAUCAACAUUGCUUUUGCCUGCGUGACUGCCGACUGCAAAAUCGUUCAUGAGUUUAUCGGAGGCUACAUUUUCAUGUCGACACGCAGUCGUGCAAAGAGCGACACGCUCAAUGAGGAGCUCUUCCACAAGCUGACCGGUGGCCAUGAUGCUCUCUGAGACUAAAACACACAAUCACAAAAGAAAAAAACCCACAUCAGAUCUCCUGGUGUGUCUCAACUGUGGAAAAACGUGGAAUUGGAUUUUACGUUCCAUUCAGGCUACGGCAAAAACAUCACAACUGCAGAACAAAUGAAAAAAAUGAGAGAAUCCGUUACUUGUGUAAAUGUGUUACAACCGACCUGGUCAGUCUAUCCAAGUUUUUAUAUAGUCUUUGUUACACACACACACACACACACACCCUCUCAUAAUCUAUCAGUGGGUGGAUAACAUGGUCAGACAGUUCAAGACUCCGGUGGUCCUCAUGCUGACUUCCCCUUUCCUUCAGGAUGGACCGCUGCUGGGCCACACUGCUGGACCUCAGGUCCUGGAUCAGCAGGCUUGAAACUCAAACUCAUGGCAACGUAAAAUCGACAGUUGCAUCAGCCAGCACCAACUUUUCUGUUUCGCUUCACUGCAUGUGGACUUGCUGUCGCACAGGAUAAAAAGCUUUGCUUUGUCCAGAGCUGCAGACUUAUUGCCAGCAGCCACAUUAUCACAGCCAAGAAUCAACAGCAAAUAGUAGAAAAACGCAAAUAAACGUAUAGAUAACAAACAUUUAUUAAAAUAAAUACAGCAAUUCACUUUUCAUCCUGUGUUUUUUUCACUCCUUAUGGUUCGUGAUAUGUGGUGGUAAUUUCUGUUAUUUCCUUACCAGGAAGCUUCUAACCAUUUAUCUCCCCUCACAUGCUGUGUGUGUGUGUGUGUGGGUGUGGGUUGUGGGUGUGUGUGUGUGUGUGUGGGUGUGUGGGUGUGGGGGUGUGGGUGUGUGUGUCCAUAUCUUACAGUUAACAGUUACAGUAAUCCGUUAACUAAAACCACAGUGUCUGUAUCCUCUGCAUUCCUAUAUCAGUCAAGUGACUAUCCACACACACAGUACGUCUUCAAACGACAUUUAAAGGCCCAGCCGGUUGUUGCUAGCAGUCUGUUUGCAACAAGAGUUAUAUAUUUUACAACUUAUGGUGAAAUUAUCUUGGUUGUCAAUGUCUGCCAUAGUUUAUUUAGCACUUAGAAUACAAAGGAGGGGAAAAAAAGCCUCUAUACUUAUACAUAUAUUGCCAGCAUAAAUUGAUUGAUUUGUCAUAUAAAAUAAAAUAUACCUCCUUAAAGCCGUCCUGAUGCUUUCAAUAAUGACACAAAAAUGAAAAGUUUAGCAAUUUAGUCCCAUUUCGGAUGAUACAAAGGGACCUAGGAUAAGCAUCAACCAACCAUGGGAUGCUAGCACAGUCAGAUGAGUCCUGCUAUGACCAAUGACUCAGCAGUAUCCUCUGAUGCUACUGCAGUGGUAGGAUGCUCACUGAAACACAGGAAAAAAGUGACUUUAGUGACGUAAAUGGCUCUGGAUCCAAGUUUUAAAAGAAUCUAAACUGAGUGAAUCCAUGUGAUAGUUUUUCUUACUUGUAGGUCUCAGUUUUAAGGCUCGGCUAAAGUAUUUAGGGAGAAGUUUUCCCUCCGCGUCACCUGCAGUCAUCAACACACCGUUAUCUGACCAGAAGAACUCAAUGCCGUCUGUACAGAUACACACACACAAAACAUAUAAGAGAGAUUCUUGCCUAAU